AUGGUCAAGACAACAGGAACCACAGUCUGGAGUCCUCCACGAGCAAGAAAGUGCAUCGCCUCGUCUGGAUUGGCUUCUGCUGCGCUGCCAGUCUCCCAGAGCCUCAGUCACCACUGCAGUCCCCCUGGGAGAGAAGAUAGGGAGGAAGGAAAACAAGAGCAAGAAGAGGAAAAGAAUAUAGGGAACUGGAUAAAGAAUAGGACAUACCUAUUGACAGAAAAGCAACUGGGGGAAAGAGUUCUGCAGUUAUUUGAAGAAAAAUGUGAAGUUCUUGAAAAAAUAUCAGAAUUGAAACAGAAGAUUAAGGAAAGUGAACAGCAGUUAGUGGAGUCCGAGAAAACAAAAUCCUCUUCUGCCCAUGAAAAUGAAAAACUUCAGGAAGCAUUUGAAGCUUUACAACAAAAUAAUGAAAACCUGAUGGAAAAGCUCAGGACACUGCAGUCUGCUGUAGAAGAAGAAAGGAGAAAGAACCUGCAUCAAGAAGAAAGAUUGUCUGACACUCAAAAGUCAUUCAAGAAGCUUCAGAGUUUAAUUAAUUCUAAGAGUGCUGAACUGUCAAAGGUACAAACUUGUUUGGAAGAGGCCAGACUAAAAGAAGCAGCAGUAAAAGCUGAACUGCAAUCUGUGUUGAAAGAAAACAACACUUUAAAAGACAGUAACAAAAAUCUAUUGAAAGAGGCCAGAAGCUGGGAAGAGCAAUACAGAGAACUUUCUGAGCAAAUGAAAACACUCCAGAAGAGUCAGAAAGAUUCAGAAGACACUAUUGCACGUUUUGUCUGA
Molecule: messenger RNA, 780 nt
Organism: Polyodon spathula (Mississippi paddlefish)
Lineage: Eukaryota; Metazoa; Chordata; Actinopteri; Acipenseriformes; Polyodontidae
Product: transport and Golgi organization protein 1 homolog
Exons: 9
Coding region: 1-780 (259 amino acids)
Biological process (GO): endoplasmic reticulum to Golgi vesicle-mediated transport; protein secretion; vesicle cargo loading
Cellular component (GO): endoplasmic reticulum exit site; endoplasmic reticulum membrane
Source: RefSeq, a predicted model, not a curated record